Chrysoperla carnea is the source of this 6321-nucleotide messenger RNA. RefSeq lists its product as uncharacterized. Gene Ontology annotation, cellular component: cytoplasm; nucleus. Lineage: Eukaryota; Metazoa; Arthropoda; Insecta; Neuroptera; Chrysopidae. Bases 216 to 6317 code for a protein of 2033 amino acids. Gene Ontology annotation, molecular function: microtubule binding. The transcript has 12 exons. The record is from RefSeq and is a predicted model, not a curated record.
AGUGAACAAAACAAAAUGAAUCCAAAUUGAUACUCGAAAACAAUCCUUAUGUAAUUGUGUUUUGUGUGAGAAUGUGUGUGUGUUAUUAAAGGACAAAUAUUAGGGAAUACAUCCUAGUAUUAGUGACACAACAAUAUUGUUAUCCUCAAUUAUUUUAAGGAUAGCGGAAUUUGUGACUCCUGUUAUUAGUGUGAUUACUUCAUUUGUGCUUUACAAUGGCAAAGCCUGCAACCAAAGAGAGUCGAAUUCCGCAAUUGGGAUUUAGUAGAACAAUAGCACCACGAUCUAGUCGAAUACCAUUAGAUGGCACCAUAAUAUUUCCAUCAAGAUCCAUACCUCGACCACAGACAAUUACCACAUCACAAAUAUCACCAACAUCAAAUGUAAAUAAUAAAACAAGUAAUCUGAAUCAGACGACAACGAUCUUUCAGCAACAUCAAAAAGUGUUCAAUUCAACGUUCAAACACAGCAACAAUGAAGCUACUGCAUCGCCAACUUCGCAGCAUACAACGUCACGCUCAUUGAAUUCAAGUUUAAAUAGUACAAUUACUUUUGACAACGUAUUAAAUUCAACAUUUCAAAACGAUUCAUUAACGGAUGAUUCAGCAUCCUCUGCAUCAUCCGAUAAAAAUUGUACAGUAAUUCGAAAUAAAAGUCAGAAUAAUGCUGUCUCACCUUUUAACGACAAAAAGGUGAAUUUAUUAGCAGAUAUCCAAAAACAUGAACCAAAAAAAUUAGACCAAAAACAUAUUGGAGAACAGGUUGUUAUCGAUGGCACCGAAUUGGGCACACUAAAAUUUGUUGGUCAAGUCCAAUUCGAUUCUGGUACUUGGUGUGGUAUUGAACUAAAUAAUCCAGUUGGAAAACAUGAUGGCAUGGUUAAAGGUAUCCGUUAUUUUCAAUGUCGAAAAAAUCAUGGUAUUUUAGCACCAUUAUGUAAAGUCGAUAUAGUUACAACCGAUGCAAAAUCAAAUUUUGAAAAGUUAAAAUCGAAAUUUGAAUGGUAUGCCUCGAAAUUUCCAACACCGAUUACGAAAUUUAAUCGAAAACAUUCACCAUUACAACGAAAAAUUCCACAAACGGAUGAAACGGUUAUUUUGGGGGGACAUGAUACCGCUUCUGGACCUUGUAGUUUAAUUGAAAUACCAAACACGCCAUUGAAAGAUGAAACCAUUGUUAAACAUUCAGAAGAUGGAAUUUUAUUAUCGAAUCUUAAUGAACGUAGAAGAACUUAUACAAUAGAAGAACCAGAAACCACAACUACGACUUUUAUCACCCAAAAUGAUGAAACUUAUCCAAUUACGCAAACUCCAAAUGAUGAUACUUACCCCAUAAACAUCGACAAUCAUAAUCAAACCAUUAUCUUGGAUACUUGUCAAUCAGAACCGAUUAUAUCGGAUAAUAAUCGAACUAAAAUUAUACCUCAAUUAAAGGAACCGUUGGAAGCGAAACGUAAAAAUUCGUUAAAUUCAACGUUUAAUUUUGAGCAUGCAAAUAAAACGAGUCCGUUAUUAUCACACCCAUCGUUCGAUUGUGAUGACUCGUUAGGAAUUUUAACGCCGAAUCAAAUGUGUAUACCAAAAACACCAUCAACAGAUGAUUUACGAGACGUAUUAUUCGAAUGGCGACACAGUGAAGAAGAUUCAAAAAUUUCGAUUACAAAUGAAUGUUCGUCAGUUAAAUCGACAAUUAAAAAUGCGUUGUUAUUAAAACGAUCGUUACCAAUUAGUUUACUUGAUCCAAAACGAAAAAAUUCAUUUGAUGUACACUUGAAUCGAAAAAGUCCACUUAUUCCAAGUCCGUGCGAGGAAUCAUUAGGAAUUUUAACACCAAAUCAAAUGGCAAAAUUACCAUCGACUGAUGAUUUACGUGAUGUUUUAACGAAGUGGCAGAAAGAUGAAGAUUCGAAGGUGACUCCAAAUGAAAGUAAAAAAGUUAAGUUACCAAUCAAUUUACUCGAUCCAAAUACUCAUUUAAAACGAAAAAGUACGAGUGGGAAGAGUCCUAUUAUUUCUAGUCCAGCUGGUUUAUGUAGUCAAAAUUCGUUUGAAUGCGAUGAAUCGUUAGGAAUUUUAACACCGAAUCAGAUGUGUAUUGUAAAAACACCAUCAACAGAUGAUUUACGUGAUGUGCUGUUUGAAUGGCGACGAUUUGAUAAAAAAGAAACUUCAAAUGUACGUGAAGGAGUUGAUCGUUUGGAACAACCUUUGGAGACUGAAUCAUAUGAAGCAUUUAUAAAUCGACCAUUACCUACAAGUGAGAUUUCUAUGUUAAGUCCGAAUGUGCCUGAUAGCAGUUUUGCUGCUGAUAUAAGUCUGGAAAUUUUGAAUGAUGAUAUUUUGAAUGGAACACAUUUUCUUACCGAUAAUUCUAUAAGUAAUUUAGAUACUACGAUCAAUAUGGAUUUACCAUUAGAUAUCGAUUUCGAUAAAGGAAGUUUAAAGCAGGUUUUGCGUUGUGAACAAACGCCAUCUCCUGAAGAAUUACCUUUAGAUCCUGUCGAAGUGAAAACGGAAACAGGUGAACCUGUCUCAACUAAUUCAGAAUCGAAAACCAAGUCAUCAGUUACAAAAACAUUUAAUAGUUUUAUAAUGAGUGUAACGAGCAUUACAAGCUUGGAUAAUGGGUACCAAGGCGAUGGUGAAAUGUCUCGUCCGGCUAGUCGUGGAGGUGAUCAUUCGCCAACUGUUCAUAAACCAACCAACCAAUGUUUGGCUGCCGCAAUCAAUAAUCAAUGGCAACAACGGGCUCCAGUUUCAAGGCGUCCAGAUCCAAUGACUGAUUCCGAUUUUUUCACAGAAAGUGAUGCAGAUGGUCACGAUGAAAACGCUCCAAAGGGUGAUCGAAAAGUUCAAGUAAUUGAUGGACAAUUGUAUGGAUUAAAUGCAUUGAAUCCACAACCAGCCGGCGAAGAAAUUUUUGUGAAUAAUCAAAAUCGUGUUGGCGAAGAAAUGGAUUCUAGUGGAAUAUUCACUGAUUUAGAUACAAACACACGAAACGAUGAAUUAUCAGAUGAAACUCCAAGAAGAAGAUCUCAUCAUGAAGAUCAAACACCAUCAGAUAUUUCCAGUAAAACAAUAUCCGAAAAUAGUCAAGAACGACAAAAUGAACAAAACGAAACUAUUCAAAAUACAUCCCAAAUUGAAACUACGAUAUCGAUAACACCGACUAAUGUUGAAACGGAAUCGAAAUCUUCACCUGGUUCUUGUCAAUCUAGUCCUUCAAGAAAAUCUAUUACUAGUCCAAAAUUGAUUAAACCAAAAGAAGAUAAUAAUACACCAACGAAAAAAUAUAAAAUGCCACGUCGUAAUGUUGUUUCAAAGGUUAAAACAAUGUUAGAAACAACACCGAAAACAAAUAGUAUUGAAAAUCAAGAAAAUCGUAAAUCAUCGAAGAAAAAUGGUAAAUGGGAUGUUGUUAUGAGUAAAAUAACAGAUUCGAAACCGAAAUUAAAAGAGGUUAAAUCUAAAGUUGCUUGUGGUUUGAGUAAUGAUAAUCGAGUAUCAAUGAUUCCGAAAAUUGGAAAUACACAACAAACUAAUUCGAAUACGAAAUUGAAGAGACGAACGCGUACUUUAAAACCGAAUACGAAUGGAAAUACUCAAACUGAGAGUAUCCAUAGCUCGCUCAGUGAUAUAAGUAACAGUGGCAGUUUACCAGUUCGAUCUUUAUCGGAAACAGCAAAUCUUCAAUCUUUCAAUCGGUCUGCAAAGAAAAUUAGCAACACAAUAUCAACAAAUAGUAGAUGUACAAGUCCACCAAGUAAUGGUGAUACUAUCGUUUCGCCACGCUAUCAAGGAGUGAGUCCAAAUACAGGAUCACAUCGCCUAAGUCGAUCUGGUGGAUCUAAAAAAAGUCCGCCUUUAACGUCGUCACCACGGACAACAUCAAAUAAUGAUGCAUCGUCAAAACGAUUUACACGCCAGUCACGCGUAUUAUAUAAUGGCGCCGGCGUUAAGACAACAAGUUCUACAAAUUCCGUCGCCGCCACAAAUAAUAACAUCACUAAGGAUCCAACCCGAUUAACGGGCGCCCCGAUUGCUAAAGCUCGUUGUGUUGCAGCCGUACAAACAGUACCGGAACCAAUAUGUGCUCCAACAAAAAAUAUCGUUCCACAGUUACAACAUGCAGCACUCAGCGUCGAGGCGCUCGGAGUGCUAUUACAACAUCUAGUUUUUCAUUACGAUGCAUUCAAAGUUCCGUUGCUGAAAAAGGAUUAUGACAAUUUAAAACAAGAUUGGACAAAAAUAAAAUUGGAGUUAGACGAAACUAGAAUUGGGUAUCGACGUGCUAAGGAAUUAAUUCAAGAUGAGAGAUUGAAGAAUGAGACAUGUCUGGAAGAAGAAAAUAAGAAAAACCUUAAACGAAUUAAUGAACUUCAAGAAACACAUAGACUAGCCAUUGUUGAAUUAUCCGAAAAAUAUACGAUCGAAAAACAAAAAAUUGAACAACGACUUCAUGAUCAAUUCAAAGUAGAAGAAAUAAAAUAUAUGACACAAAUAGAUGAAUUAAUUAAAGAAAAUGAAAGAUGGAAAACAAAUUAUGAAGAUUUAAAAGAAAGAUAUGAUGAAACACAACUAGCAUCAGAACGAAUCAAUAAAAACUUAAUAAAUAUAGAAAAUGAUUAUAAAUUGAAAUUAGAACAAGCUAAUGAGAAAAUUAAUAGACUUCAAGAAGAAUUUAAAUUAAAAGAAAGUGAAUUAAAUGAAAAAAUCUCUAACGGGGAAAAGAGAAUAUUAAUAUUAGAAGAAGAAUCGAAAAAAGUUGUGGAUAGUUUUAAAGCUGAAACUAAAGAGGGUAGAGUACAAGCGGCGUUAAAUCGAUGCACACAAUUACAAGAUGAAGCAGAAUCGCUUCGAGUGGUCUUAGAUUUGAAACAAAAAGAAUGUGCCGAAUUACGAAAGAAAUAUGAAGAAGCUAGUCGUGAUGGUGAUCGUGACGCAGAUUUAUUGUCACAGGCUUUAAUAAAUGUACAAACCUUACAAGCACGUAUUGAAGAUUUGGAAAUACAGUUACAGAGGAAAACAGAUUUUGAAAAACAAUUAACACAAGAAAAGAAAAAAUUACAAGAAUCAUUCCAACAAGAAAGUGAACAAAAGAAGCGAUUAACAUUCCAGAAUGAAGAGCUUCAAUGGAAAUUAAAACAAAAUAGUGAAGUUGUCAAUGUUAUAUUAUCUAGUAUUCAUACACCAACAAAAGUCAACACCAUCCAUGGUUCUAAUCAAUCAUUAAACGACGAUAACUUAUUACGUAGUCCUAGGGCUUCGCUAGCACGAUCCUUUCAAACAUCUAGUUUUAGUGAGAAGCAUACAUCAACACCGAUGACAUCAACCUUAGAUAAAAACUUUUGUUUGAAUCGUGAUAGAUUCCCAAACAAUUGUAGUAAGAUAGAUAGAAAAUCACCACCUGCCAUAGAUAUGUAUGUAUCACCACCUAGUUCACCAAAAAUCAAAGCAGUUGUAGAAAAAUGUGAUUCAGUCAGUUAUGUAAUUGAAAUUGAUGAAUCACCAGAAGUAUUGGCAAAUCGUAUGUAUCGACGUAGUUUUCGUAAUUCAACACCACCGAAAAAUACACCAACAAAAUCGCCAAAUUUAAAACGAUAUAAAUCAAAAAGUAAUCAUCCGUUAAGUCUGUCUGCGUCGGAAACAUCAAUUGGUUCUGAUACACGAGAUGAAGAUUUACGAGCACGAUCAAAAUCGAUGUCGGCUAAAAAAUCAACCUUGUCGGAAAAAGGACGUAGCGAUGAUGAUGACGAAGACGAUGAAGAUGAUGAUUGUUACGAGGGUGAAUGUUGGAAAACUGCUACAGAUAGUACUAAUGACAUAUUAGAUUUUAGGCAAAAGGUCGUAAAACGUGUUGAGCUAGGGCCAACAGAAAUAUCUGUUGAGUCCAUUGCUGAUGAAUUAAUAAUCGAUAGUGACUUAAAAACAUUUGACGAAAUGAAUGACUAUACAGAUCCAAGUGUACAUAUGUCAUUACCAGCACUACCAUCUGAAUUACAUCGUAGCCAAUGUGAAACGGACCAGAAAAUAAUAUCAAACGAUCAUCAUCAUUUAUUACAAAAUUCAUUUCCAAAGAAUUCAGCUGGUGAAGCAAUGAUUUCUGAAUCAAAUUCUGAAGAUGAGUGUUCCACAAGUGUUUCAAGUGAACGUUCGCAUAGUUUAAGUGAUGAUGUCGAUCAUAUAGCAACACAAAGUGGCGCAGAUUUAUUAUGUAGCAAACAAAAACCAUCACAAAUGCAAUAUGAUCUUAUGUUAGUGACUGAAUCAACCAUUUCUGAAAAUAUGGAUUGUAGUUGGUCCGAUGAUGUUAUAUAACAAA